Gossypium raimondii (Peruvian cotton) is the source of this 1069-nucleotide messenger RNA. RefSeq lists its product as uncharacterized. The transcript has 6 exons. The record is from RefSeq and is a predicted model, not a curated record. NCBI's taxonomy places the organism in Eukaryota, Viridiplantae, Streptophyta, Magnoliopsida, Malvales, Malvaceae. The coding region runs from base 268 to 846 and encodes 192 amino acids.
GGGUAUGGCAAGUUAAACUAGGAUUAGAGAAAGAAAUUAGGUCACCAGCCGGUGCAAUGCAACCGGAGGGAUGAACAUUAGGCCUUCGCUAUUCUUUAUCCCCGCUAGGAAAUACGAAUCUGAAGUUUAGGUAGUAAACAGAAAAGAAAAACACUGCCUUUUGAUCUUUGAGUUACAGCGACGCACUGUCGUACUAUGAAACCGUGGAAUACCUGAUCAUUGCUCUCAAACACCCACCAUCCCAGCACUCUGUUUCCAUUCUCAACGAUGCGCGCCUUGGCUGCUCACUUUAACACUUUGUUGUUCAAAAGAGGGCCUUGGAAUGUGCAGUCUCGAAAUGUCUCAUCAUUUAAUGGAAAAGCUGCAGAUGAAGCCUCUCUUGAACAGGAAGCUGAGAGGAAAAUAGGAUGGUUGUUGAAACUCUUCUUUGCUGGCACUGCUACUUUCGUUGCUUAUCAGUUCUUUCCUUACAUGGGUGAUAAUUUGAUGCAUCAAUCUGUGUCACUUUUGCAUGUUAAGGACCCCUUGUUUAAGAGAAUGGGAGCUUCUAGAUUAGCCCGUUUUGCAAUUGACGAUCAAAGAAGGAUGAAAAUAGUUGAGAUUGGUGGAGCUCAAGAGCUCUUAAAUAUGUUGGGAUCUGCUAGAGAUGAACGGACUCAGAAAGAGGCUCUGAAAGCUCUCAGUGCACUGUCGAAGUCAGAUGAAGCAGUCAAAGCUUUACACAAUGGUGGGGCAAUCUCAGUUAUAAAGUCUACUCCAGACACCUUCGAAGAUGCCGAAAUUGGUGCAUACAAAUCAAACUUACUGAAGAGAUUUCAAGAUUUGAGAUAUGAUAUUUCCUCUUGAAAAGUUUUUAACUCUUUGAAUUUGGAAUUGAAGAGCAGUUAGGCAAAAGAAGCCUUGGCAUUGAAGGGAAACUCUAUUUUUAUAAGAACAAAUGAAAACUUGAGUGUAUCAUUUUGCUGAUUAUAGAAUUCAAAAUUUACACUUCAUGUUUUUGGUUAAUGUGCCCGUCGACUGGAUUGCAUUAUCCCAAGGAAAUAAGGAAAACUUUUGUUUACCUAAGAAA